AUAAAGACAAAACUCACCCGGCCGAAUCUUCCUCGGUGUGAAGUGGAUCUAGGCGAAAGCCAGAACCUCGACGUCAAAUAGACAGACCCACUGCGUUUGAUGUAUCUCGAGUCGCAUUCACGAUAGGGGGAUAUACAUACUUGCAAGAUGGGCAAAACUUUGAGGAAUAGUCUGAAAUGGCUACUCUCCUCUUUAGUAAUAUCUCAGGCGCAUGCCUUCUAUAUACCGGGCUGGUCAGUAAAGAGUUACAAGGAAAACGAACAUAUUCCUUUACUCGUCAAUAAAGUAUAUUCCGAUAACACGCAACUGCAAUAUGCGUACUACGACCUUCCUUUCGUCUGCCCGCCCACGGGAAAAAGUCACGGUCCCGGCUUACUUAGCGGACAGAGUAUUUCUCUCAAUCUUGGAGAGGUUCUCCGCGGCGACCGAAUCAUGACUUCAGAUAUCGAUCUAACUAUGGGACAAGAUACGGGGUGUCAAUUUCUGUGCAACCAGGAGGUUACCAGGCGGGAUUUAAAGCGAGCCAAGGAGUUGGUCAAGGAAGGGUAUGUGGUGGAAUGGAUCGUUGAUAACCUCCCAGGUGCCACCAGCUUUGUGACAGUUGAUAAAACGCGCAAGUACUACGCUGCCGGUUUUAAGCUUGGCUUCACCGAUUACUCGGCGAGCACUGGAAGACCACGGUACUUCCUUAACAACCACCAUACCAUCGUCAUUCGAUAUCGCACCGCACCAGGACGAGCUGGCGAGAAAGGAGGCAAGGUAGUCGUUGGCUUCGAGGUCUAUACCAAGAGCGUCGGUCCGAGUGUCAAGCGCGAUAAUGGCUGCCCUGCCGACCUUCACGAUGUGGAAGAUCACUUCGAGCUGCAUAUGCCACCAAACAAGACGGUCGAGGCGCAGUCGAAGUAUGCCUAUUCAUCCUACCACCCAGAAGUCAUGGAAGAGGGGGACGAUAACGACACUAUUACCAUCCCAUAUUCUUACUCUGUCUAUUUUCGCGAGGACGAGUCAAUUGAAUGGGGUCGCCGUUGGGAUUUGUAUUUCGUCAACUCAGAGGAAGGUUCCAGGAUUCACUGGCUAGCCAUUGUCAACUCCCUGAUCAUAUGUGGCCUUCUCACUGGCAUCGUCCUCAUGAUCUUGGCUAAGACCAUCCGGUCCGACAUCAAGGGAUAUAAGGAAGGUUCUGUUGAGGAUGGCAAACUGCGAACCAAGCGCAAGACCAAGUCAGAGAAACUCGGUUUCGGACUUCUGGAGAAGGAAGGUGAUGGAGAUAAGGAGGCCGAUGCUUCUUCCGACGAUGAGGCUCUGGAGGACGUCACGGGAUGGAAACUGCUUCAUGCGGAUGUCUUUAGGAAGCCUGAAUACGGCUACUUGCUUGCGCCUCUGGUCGGGUCGGGCAUGCAAUUCCUCUUCAUGGCCGUUGGCUUGAUCGUGCUAAGCGCUAUUGGCAUCUUAAAUCCUAGCUUCCGAGGCGGCUUCAUCAGUUCCGCUGUAGGUCUUUUCGUCUUCGCGGGCGUCUUUUCCGGCUACUUCUCCGCCAGAGUUUACAAGACGUUUGACGGAAAAGACUUUGGAGUGAACGCGCUAGUCACAGCAUGUCUCUUCCCUGGGCUUCUCUUUGGUCUAGUGUUCAUAUUGAACCUUUUCGUCUGGGCGCAAGCGUCUAGCACCGCCAUUCCUUUUGGGACUUUGAUUGCUAUUGUCCUUUUAUGGCUCUGCAUUCAAGUCCCGCUAGUCUACCUCGGCUCUUGGUACGGAUUUACGCGCACCGGCGCCUGGGAACACCCCACGAAGACGGCCAGCAUCCCGCGACAGAUCCCGCACCAGGCGUGGUACGCCAAGAACAUGCAGUCGAUCCUGCUAGCGGGCCUUGUGCCCUUCGCCGUCAUCUUCAUCGAGCUGCUCUUCGUGUUCCAGUCGCUGUGGCAGGACAAGAGCGGAUACUACUACAUGUUCGGGUUCCUGUCGGUCGUGUCGCUCAUCCUGAUGCUCACGAUCGCCGAGGUGACGGUGGUCACGAUCUACGUGCAACUGUGCGCAGAGAACUACCACUGGUGGUGGCAGUCGUUCCUCGUCGGCGGCGGCUCCGCCGUCUGGGUCUUCUUGUACUGCGUCUGGUACUACUUCGUCAACCUCCACAUCUCGGGCUUCGUCAGCUCGCUGCUGUUCUUUGUGUACAGCUUCAUGGCGUGCUGCGUGUAUGGCCUGCUCACGGGGACGGUGGGCUUCUUGACGGCGUAUGCGUUUGUGAGGAGGAUAUAUGGGGCUAUUAAAGCAGACUAGAUAAUUUCUUCUCUUUUUGUUUAUACCUACUUACCUAACUAAGUGCCUGCCUAUAUGGGGGUAUUUAUGAGGUUAUUCAAUAAUGUAGGUAGAAACGCUAAUCAAACGAACGACCGAACGCGAUCACGUAAUUAUGAGUUGGAUAUAAUAUAUUUUAUAUAUUUCUUUUUAUAUGCUUUGGCUACGUAACUCUGUGGAUGUGAUGUA
This is a messenger RNA of Hypoxylon fragiforme, 2487 nucleotides long. RefSeq names its product Nonaspanin. Gene Ontology annotation, biological process: protein localization to membrane; vacuolar transport. Gene Ontology annotation, cellular component: Golgi apparatus; membrane. The transcript is spliced from 3 exons. The record is from RefSeq and is a predicted model, not a curated record. Lineage: Eukaryota; Fungi; Ascomycota; Sordariomycetes; Xylariales; Hypoxylaceae. Bases 148 to 2280 code for a protein of 710 amino acids.